Molecule: messenger RNA, 498 nt
Organism: Penicillium diatomitis
Lineage: Eukaryota; Fungi; Ascomycota; Eurotiomycetes; Eurotiales; Aspergillaceae
Exons: 1
Coding region: 1-498 (165 amino acids)
Source: RefSeq, a predicted model, not a curated record
AUGGCUUCUGCGAGACGCAGCGAGACCACGCCUUGCCGGCUGUGGAAAUCCACAUCAACUAAGUUAGACGCUGCCAGUUGGAAGUUGUUGAGCAGACCAAGUGGAGCUCACGACUGGCUUCCGUACCUGCCGCAGCUUUGGAUUACGGCACCGGCAGUUCCGACCAAAAGUACGACCUUCGACCUUCUGGAAGCCACGAAAGCAGAAGACUUCUCCGUCACUAAUACCCCCCCUUCCCUUCCAUCUACUUCACAAUGUCGGGUCAGCACGCUUGCAGCGGAAUAUGCUUGGGUUGCUGAUCGGUACGAGGGUGUCCGUUGCAGUGUCGCUACUGCAACUAUUGAUCUAGUCGCGAUCUAUUUGCUCCUGCUACAUUAUUCAGAGCGAGGCUCCGAGGACACCGGCUUCAAUGGGCCCUAUGCGCAUUCAGGCGCAAAGAUUGUUGAAAAAAAACACCACAAGGGAAAACAUUGGACUGGACUCCACGCUGUCCUCUAG